Molecule: messenger RNA, 1429 nt
Organism: Cyprinus carpio (common carp)
Lineage: Eukaryota; Metazoa; Chordata; Actinopteri; Cypriniformes; Cyprinidae
Product: protein-tyrosine sulfotransferase 1
Biological process (GO): peptidyl-tyrosine sulfation
Cellular component (GO): Golgi apparatus
Molecular function (GO): protein-tyrosine sulfotransferase activity
Source: RefSeq, a predicted model, not a curated record
CUGCUUCUUCCCCGUCUCACUCCUCCGCCGGCCCCUCAACCAGGCCUUUAGCUCGCCCCCGAGAUGAUCGGCAAGCUGAAGCAGAACUUACUAGUGGCCUGCCUGGUCAUCAGCUCCGUCACAGUCUUCUACCUGGGUCGUCACGCCAUGGAGUGCCACCACCGGAUAGAGGAGCGCAGCCCGCUGCUGGUGAGCAGCCUGCGCACCACCCUGCGCACAGGCCAGAACCUCAGCACCCCCUUCAUCUACAAUAAAGACAUGCCUCUAAUAUUUAUCGGUGGCGUCCCUCGCAGCGGCACCACUCUUAUGCGGGCCAUGCUGGACGCUCACCCCGAAGUGCGCUGUGGAGAAGAAACCCGUGUCAUCCCACGCAUUCUGGCCAUGAAGCAGAUGUGGAGCCGCUCCGGCCGGGAGAAAAUGCGGCUAGACGAAGCUGGAGUAACAGACGAAGUCUUGGACUCAGCCAUGCAAGCUUUCUUAUUGGAGAUCAUCGUAAAACAUGGCGAACCGGCCAACUACCUGUGUAAUAAAGACCCAUUUGCUCUUAAAUCACUCACUUACCUGGCUAAGAUCUUUCCCCACGCUAAGUUCAUCCUCAUGAUUCGUGACGGCAGGGCCUCCGUCCACUCCAUGAUCUCCCGUAAAGUCACAAUCGCCGGGUUUGACUUGAGCAGCUACCGGGACUGCCUGACAAAGUGGAACCGGGCCAUAGAGACAAUGUACACUCAGUGCCUGGAGGCAGCGGACAAGUGCCUGCCCAUGCACUACGAACAGCUUGUCCUGCACCCAGAAAAGUGGAUGAGAACGCUUCUAAAAUUCCUGAGCAUUCCUUGGAAUGAUGCAGUUCUACACCACGAGGAGCUCAUUGGGAAAGCAGGAGGCGUUUCGCUCUCCAAGGUAGAGAGAUCUACAGACCAGGUGAUCAAGCCUGUCAAUGUGGAGGCCUUAUCCAAAUGGGUGGGUAAGAUCCCCCCAGAUGUGCUGCGGGACAUGCCUGUCAUCGCGCCCAUGCUGGCCAGACUUGGCUAUGAUCCCCACGCCAACCCUCCCAACUAUGGCCGGCCCGACCCCCUCGUCCUGGAUAACACUAGAAGAGUCUUUAAGGGUGAAUUUCAGCUACCUGAUUUUCUUAAAGAACAAACACAGCUUCAGAAGUCCCCAGAAAAGCCAAACCCAAGUUAGAAGGAGAAGACCAGAGCUUUAUCAAUAGAAGGCUGAGUAGAAGCAGAUGUCAUGGGACCAUGAUGGACUUGCAUCACCCCCGCUAUGCUGGGACCUCCAUGCAUGGAAACACUUACACAAACACACACACACACACACACACAGGCCUCUGGACCCGGACCACUCUUUGGAGGACAGUUUUGGCCUUUGAUGUUGUACUGUAACAAUUGUGGCCUAAGAAUGUCAUUGCUUAAUUUUUUUUUUUUUU